Aspergillus aculeatus ATCC 16872 is the source of this 1927-nucleotide messenger RNA. It is a transcript of the gene lcbA, whose product is annotated as serine C-palmitoyltransferase subunit lcbA. The record is from RefSeq and is a predicted model, not a curated record. Gene Ontology annotation, biological process: ceramide biosynthetic process; sphingosine biosynthetic process. Gene Ontology annotation, cellular component: endoplasmic reticulum. The coding region runs from base 101 to 1615 and encodes 504 amino acids. The transcript has 4 exons. Gene Ontology annotation, molecular function: serine C-palmitoyltransferase activity; pyridoxal phosphate binding. NCBI's taxonomy places the organism in Eukaryota, Fungi, Ascomycota, Eurotiomycetes, Eurotiales, Aspergillaceae.
CGACUGUAGAUUGCUGUUGUCGUCUUUCUUUCAGUUCUGGGAUUUCCCCACUGACAGCGUCUUUGUUCAGCGCCACGAGCGCCUCGCCAAUCUCAAGACCAUGGAUAUCCAGGAGACACAGCGGCUUCUCACGGAGUAUCUCCAUGAGCUCGCUGCUUUGUUCCAUCGGGUUCCCGGCUCUGCGAUCUUUCUCCGCUAUGUGAAGUCCAGCUACCAGAACGAUCCGAUCCGCUCGGCCGUGGAGCUUUUCUUGUUCCUGUUCGCCGUUCGCUAUCUUCUUGCGCCGAAGUAUUCGACCAAGCCCGGCGUCGUCCAACUCUCGGAAGAUGAGAUUGAUGAUCUGGUCGACGAAUGGACUCCGGAGCCGCUGGUCGGGAAGCCGACUCCCCUGGAGGCCAUGGAAGUGGACAAGCGUACUGUCAUCGUUGGCCCCGUAGGCCCGAAAUCCAAGCUCGCCAACGGCCGGACGGUCAUGAACCUGGGCUCCUACAAUUUCUACAACUUCAACACGAACGAAUCUCUCAAGGAGAAGGCGAUCCAGACGCUCCGCAACUACGGAGUCGGACCCUGUGGCCCGCGAGGCUUCUACGGUACCCAGGACGUGCACAUGAAAACCGAAGCCGACGUCGCCUCCUUCCUCGGCACCGCAUCCUGCAUCAUCUACGCCCAGGCCUUCUCGACCAUCUCCAGUGUGAUCCCGGCUUUCUCGAAGCGCGGGGACAUCAUCGUAGCCGACAAGGGGGUCAGCUUUGCGAUCCGCAAGGGCAUCCAGAUUUCGCGUAGUAUUGUCCGGUGGUACGAGCACAAUGACAUGGAGGAUUUGGAACGGGUCCUGGCCAAGGUGACCAAGGAGCAGGCGCGGAAGCCGCUCACCCGACGGUUCAUCAUCACCGAAGGUCUGUUCGAGUCGUAUGGUGAUAUGGUUGACUUGCCUAAAAUUAUCGAGCUGAAAUUGAAGUACAAAUUCCGCCUCAUCCUCGACGAGACCUGGUCGUUUGGUGUUCUCGGACGCACCGGUCGUGGUGUGACGGAGCAUCAGAACGUUGACGCGGCAGAAGUCGACAUGAUUGUGGGAUCGCUGGCCGGUCCAUUGAUUGCUGGUGGAGGCUUCUGCGCGGGAUCGGAGGAGAUUGUGCACCACCAGCGGAUCUCCGCGGCGGCCUACACGUUCUCGGCCGCGUUGCCUGCUCUGCUGUCGACCACCGCGAGUGCCACGAUCAAUAUGCUGCAAAAUAGCCCCGAGACGGUGACGCAGCUGCGGGAACACACCAAGGCCAUGUGGGCGCAGUUGGACCCUCGCAGCGAUUGGGUGUACUGCACCAGUGCCCCGGAGAAUCCCAUGAUGAUUCUGGUUCUCAAGCCCGAGGUGGUCCACGCGAAGAAGCUUUCCGAGGAUGAUCAACAAUUCUUGCUGCAGGAUAUCGUUGACGAGUGUCUUGCCAACGGCGUCCUUAUCAGCCGCCUCAAGACUCUCCAGGACAACUUCGAGCCGAAGCAGGUGGUGGCGCCUGCUUUGAAGGUCUGUGUGACGAUCGGCUUGACGCGAAAAGAGAUCGAGAAGGCGGGGACGAUCAUCCGUCACGCAAUUACGAAAGUCCUGAGCAAGAGGAAGUGAAUCGUUUUUGUCUGUUUCUCCGGCUGUCGUAGGGACCUGGCCAUGACGUUUAAUGCUUCCAUGAUACGCCCUCUGUCCUUUCAUCAUCAUAUUCUGCCCCAGCCUCAUUAUUUCCGGCCCUGUUGAUAAACCCACUGUCGAAGCACAAUUCCUGUACAGCAUAUUGCACCUAGAUGCUAGGUGAAACGCUCCUGCACAUGUCUUAAUGGACGGUCGACUCGCAUCAUUUGUACUGGGUGGUGAUCGUCUUUGUUUCCUCCUACUUCUUUGGCUACAUUGGUACCGUGGAUAUUAUUAGAGACCAUAUUAUUU